ACCGGGUAGAUCGUGCUGAAUUCCAGAGACGGCCGCCUCCGCGGUUGCGGGCCUCGACAGCUGAUUUUGUCUGCCGGGACACGUUCGCGCAGUCCCACGACCCGUGCUCAUCGGUGUUCUUUGCCAAUAUGAUCCAUGUGUUGAGUCUGUUGAGUCUGGCUUAUGCUGCUGCAGCAGUGCGGGAGGACAUCGGGCUGCUCCGUGAGCACUCGAGUUUGAUGGAGGUCGAGGCCGAAGCCGACGAGGAGAUGGAGAUGAAGAUGGUGCCUGCCAAGAUCAGCAAGGCGAUCCGCCGGUCGAUGCGGCUCACCGCCGAGGCGUCCAAGGUGGCGGAAGAGAAGAAGGAGAAGGCCGCCGAGGUCGCCGAGCACGCGGCCAAGAAAGCCUCCGAGGCGGAUGCAGAGCUAGAGAAGGCCAACCGAAUGAAAGAUGAGUUGGAAAUCGGAGCGACCAAGUUGGAACAGGUCAAGCAGGAGGCACAGGCGAAGUUGGAGUCCGGCAAAGAGGCGCAAGCAGCCUGGAAGAAAGAGAAGGAUGCCUUGAAGACCCUGGAAACGGAGUAUACCGCAGAGAACCAGAAAUAUGACAAGCUCUGCAAAGAGAUCGAAGAAGAGAUCAAACAGAGGCUGCUGGGAAAACAGAAGGCCAAGUUGGCGUUGGCAGAGAUGAACAAAAAGAAGAAGACCCAGACUGAGAAGGUCGAGAAGCUGGCGGCGGAGACCGCCGCGGCGGGCGGCAUCGCGCGUGAAGCGCAGGAGGCGGCGGAGAAGGCCGAUGCGCAGUUCCAGGAGGCGACGAAGAAAUGCGACGCUCAAAAAGCGCAAGCGGAGAAGGCCGCCUCGGUGGCGGCGACCGCCCGGGUGGCGGAGACCUUGGCCAAGGAGGAGGUCACCGAAGCGGACGAGGAAGUGAUGGCCAAGAAAGUCAUGAAGCAGCAGAUCGUGGAGCUGCGGAACAGCGUCCAAGAGUACUACGAGUUCACCGACGCCAUGACCCGUUCCAUGGAGGAAGCACUGGCGAAGCUCGAGGAGAAGAGUGAGGAGGAGAAGGUCGAACCGUGGGAGCUCAUGCGCAAGGAUGUUCACGUGAAGAGCAGCAUGGUCAAGUACAAUGUCAUGGUGGGCCAGUUCCGCAGGCUCUUCUUCGAAAACUUCGACAUCUACAGCAUGGUGGUGUCCAGUACCAAGGAGAUCCACGACAAUGCCCAAGCGGCCUGGCUCUUGCAGUGUGAUCCCAAUGAGGUGCUGGAGAUCGAGGCUCGAAAGACUGGAAGCUUGGCCAAGCUGGAUGAACACUGCGGCCGUGGCCUAUGGAAGCACUUCGAGGUCGAAAGGCAGAACUUCCCCAGCAAGGAGGAGGUGGGCGGUGCGGAGAAGGCUGCCCAGGAAAUGGCUGCACAGACAGCAGCCUCCAACACCCCGGAGACGAGUUCCGAGGAGUCGACGGUGCCCAAGACGGAGCCCGAGACGGAGCCCAACCCCGAGACUCAGCCGACGGAGCCCAACCCGCAGACGGAGCCCAACCCCGAGACGGAGCUCACCGGGAACGAGAACUCGAACACUGAGCAAACCGAGACAGAGUCCAACGAGGAUUCUGAGCCCAAAGAGACUGGCACCAACGAGGAUUCCGAGCCCAAAGAGACUCCCACCAACGAGGAGACUGCCACCAAUGAGAACGCUGAGCCCACGGACAUGAAUGAGGACGACAUCUCCAACGCGGAGCCCGCAGAUGAGACCUCGAACGAUCCGGCGCUGAUUCAGGUGCGAGAUCUGGAUUUGUUGCGGGAGAUCCGGAAGCAUCGAGCAGCAGAGCGCCGAGCACGCUGAGGAGACAGACCGGGCGCUUCACUGGCGCAUAAGAAAAGCGCCGUGUGCAGCCGCAA
Messenger RNA from Durusdinium trenchii, 1882 nucleotides. NCBI's taxonomy places the organism in Eukaryota, Dinophyceae, Suessiales, Symbiodiniaceae. The record is from the annotation of a GenBank genome assembly.